This is a messenger RNA of Notolabrus celidotus (New Zealand spotty), 4320 nucleotides long. It is a transcript of the gene zbtb41, whose product is annotated as zinc finger and BTB domain containing 41. The transcript is spliced from 11 exons. Gene Ontology annotation, molecular function: protein binding. The coding region runs from base 487 to 3279 and encodes 930 amino acids. The record is from RefSeq and is a predicted model, not a curated record. Lineage: Eukaryota; Metazoa; Chordata; Actinopteri; Labriformes; Labridae.
GCGAAGGGUUUAUUAUGGUGUCCGACAUUUUUGGUAGGGUGAUGAGGAGUGGCGUAACGAAUAUGUAGGAAAUUAAGGUUCCUUCGUUUAUAUUACACUUUACUGAUGUUGCAGAUGAAAUGUAGGGUGCUUUUGAAACCCGUCGCGUGUCUUUGAGGACUUGGUGCAUUUGCGCUGUAUACAACUGAUGCGUGUGAGGAGACCUGUGAUUGGAUGACAGGCAGUGUGAUUGGCACAUGAUCUGCCACUGCUGUUUUGUCUGAUCUAGGAUCUGUAGAGUACAGUCUGCUGUAUUUACAAGAUUUAAUAGUCAAUAUACGGGACAAUUGAAGUCCUGUAUGAAACAAACUAAUUUAGCCCAAUAUACGGGAUGUCCCGGCUAAUACGGGACAGUUGGCAACCCUAUGCACAGGUGGAGAUUCACCUGUACUCUUCAGCUCUUUCUCUUGUUUUCAUCAGAGAUUCACGGUGGCCCAACAGACACCAAUGAAGAAGAAGCCUUGUAAUCUCCUGCCCACCAAACGUGGCAGGCAGGACAUUGCCAGCUAUGAGUGUGCAACAGAGCUGGGCACCGUCCUGGCAACAAACACCCCACCAACAGCCUCUGAAACUCAACCAGAAUCCACCUCACAAAUCAGGCGACUGUCUAUGCAGCGACACAGUCACAACCUCCUUAAGUUCCUGGAUGAGGACCGGAGUCGACAGAGGUUUUGUGAUGUGUCCGUGUCUGUGGGUGGGACGCUCUACAAUGCGCAUAAGGUAGUGUUGGCCCAUGGGAGCAGCUACUUCCAUGCAGAGCUUUCAAAGAACCCUGCAACAGCACAUGUUACUCUGGACCAUGUGGAUGACUCUAUUUUCCAACACCUGCUUGGUUUAUUGUACACAUCUGAAUGUGUGGUCGCUGAGAGGGAACUCCCAGCUCUAAUAGAAGCAGCCCGAUUCCUGGACAUGAUGGACAUACUGAAGCUGCUGUGUGAAGAGGGGUACAGCAACCCAGUACAAGUGAUCCAGGCACAGGAUGAGAUGAGAGGGUGUACUGUGUUUGAAAUGAUCCCCAGUGAAUCUCCAGCAGAUGACACAGACAUCCAGAGUUCUCCCAGUCAACACUUAAGCACUGAGAUCUCUUUACAGAACAAUUUAGAUGAGAGUCUCACCAACGUACCACAGGAAACCUCAUCUGAGGCAGAAAAGAUGGCUGGUCAGACAAUUGCUACCACACGGAGAUCAGCUCGCAGGAGGAGAGCACCCACAAAGUACCAGAAGGACAAUGCAAAGGAAACUUCUGAGAACAAGCAGAGCACUGACUCAGCAAGAGACCAAGAUGAAGAAAGAGUUAUAGAAGUAGGCAAAAUGGUUGUGGGAAGCCAAGUGCCCAAACCGGAGAUGCCCAAACCAGUUACUGGGGAAGUUGUGGACGAAGGGGAAGUGGAAGAGGAAGGGGACAUGGGUGAGGACAUGGUAGCUCAUAGGAAAGUUGAUGUUGUCUUAGCAGACAAGGUUCAAGGGCAGCAGGGUUCAGAUGUAGAAAGAGCAGAGAAUCAGGCAGUACAAGAGGUAGGAGUUAGAGCAUCAACAGCAGGAAGCUCUACCCAGGGUCCGGUGUACCCUGAGGGUCUUGCCCCAGUCAUCAUUCAGACCUCCAGCAAGAAGACUCUGAAGUGCCCUAAAUGUGACAAGACCUUUGACCGUGCAGGGAAGUAUGAGAGUCAUACCAGAGUACACACAGGAGAAAAACCAUUCCAGUGCGACAUCUGUCUCCAGCGUUACUCCACAAAGUCAAACCUGACCGUACACAAGAAGAAGCACACCAGUGAUGCUCCGAUCCAGAAGAAGGAGCACAAGUGUCCUUUCUGUAGCAAACUCCAUGCAAGCAAGAAAACCCUCGCCAAGCAUGUCAGGAGAUUUCAUCCAGACCACAUCCAAGAGUUUCUUACCAAGAGGAAGAGGAAGAGCGAGGGCUGGAAAUGUGCCAUUUGUCUGAAGACUUUCAGCCGCAGGCCUCAUCUGCAGGAGCACAUGAUCCUGCACACCCAGGACAGACCGUUCAAAUGCUCCUUCUGCGACGAAUUCUUCAAGUCCAGGUUUGCGAGGCUGAAACACCAAGAAAAGUACCACUUAGGUCCCUUUCCCUGUGAGAUUUGUGGCCGGCAGUUUAAUGACACAGGCAACAGGAAGAGACACAUUGAGUGUACACAUGGAGGCAAGAGAAAGUGGACCUGCUUUGUUUGUGGGAAAUCUGUAAGAGAAAGGACAACAUUGAGAGAGCACAUGAGGAUCCACAGUGGCGAGAAGCCUCACCUCUGCAGUAUCUGUGGACAAAGUUUCCGUCAUGGCAGCUCCUACAGGCUUCACCUCCGAGUUCACCAUGAUGACAAGCGCUACGAGUGUGACGAAUGUGGGAAAACCUUCAUACGCCACGAUCACCUGACCAAACAUCAGAAAAUACACUCUGGUGAGAAAGCACACCAAUGUGAAGAGUGUGGCAAGUGCUUCAGACGCCAUGAUCAUCUGACUGUCCACUACAAGAGCAUUCAUUUGGGGGAGAAAGUUUGGCAAAAAUAUAAAACUGCUGUUCAUCAGUGUGAGGUUUGCAAGAAAGAGUUUAAAGGAAAGUCCAGUCUAGAAAUGCAUUUCAGGACCCACUCAGGUGAGAAACCCCACAGGUGUCCAGAAUGUAACCAGACCUUUCGUAUCAAGAAGACGUUGACGAAGCACAUGGUGAUUCACUCAGACGCUCGUCCGUUUAACUGUCCGCACUGCAGCGCCACCUUCAAAAGAAAGGAUAAGCUCAAGUACCAUGUGGACCACGUGCACAGUACCCGGUUUACCGAGCAGCCUAUCAGCACAAUCGAGGAAGUCAAAAUAGUCUCCGUUCCCUUUGAGGAAUCUUCAAAGUCAUACAGUGCUGAACCAAAGUCCGCACUGAGCCCCCCUCCCCAUGCUAAUGUGUGCGUGCCGGUCACUUUAGUACCAGUCCAGAUGGCAGGAGGAGCACCGGGACACCUGAAUGCUCACAGAGCCACUCCUCUCCCCGCCCAGACUCACAGCGCUGUGAGCAUGCAGGCUCAAGGACAGCAGCAGAACUCUGGCUACCAGGCGUCCUCAGACCUGGCCUUCUUAGAGAAGUACACUCUCACCCCCCAGCCAGCCAACAUCGUGCACCCUGUGAGGCCCGAUCAGAUGCUGGACCCCCGGGAACAGUCCUACCUUGGCACUCUGCUGGGACUGGAUUCAGCUUCAUCAGUGCAGAACAUAUCUAACUCUGAGCACUCACACUGAUGCCUCUCAGCCAGAAAACGGGGCCAGUGAGGCACAAUCCAGCUUUAUACAACGUGAUGAAACAGAAAAGCAGAAGCUGCUUUAUUUGUUUGCCCUGCACAGAGGUCACAUGUAAGACAAAGCUAUUCAACUAUGCUUGAUGAACUUGAAAUUUGUUGAGUGACACAAUAUCUUUAACCUCAUUUAAAGCCUAGACAGAUUUAAUAUGAAUUUCAUUCUUUAUUACAACCAAAAUAAAAAUAUGUUUGGGGAAAUGUAAAAAAAAGAAACCUGAGAGUUUUUUUUUCCUUUGUGAUAACAUAAGAAAAACUUGUAAAAUAUCCUCUUUAAACUCAGAUGAAACUGAAAAAAGAGAGCACCACAAAUGAACCAAGAACACACAUUAAAAAUAUCACAAAAUCCAAGGCUGCAUUUUUCUGUUCUCUGAAGUAAAUGCUGAAUGACGAAAUAUAUUUAACUGAACUGUUCCCUCAUGUAGCAGGUUUUGACCUCCAUGUGUGUCUCUGGUUCUUACUGAUGAUUUGUUUUUGUUGCUUCAAAGUGUAGUUGUGUUUCAGGUUAUUUUCAUGAGCAGUUGUAGUUUUUUAAAGAUAUCAGUUGACUUGCAGAAAAUGAAUUCAUUAAUUUUGAUUCACUUAUUGGUAUGUAAAUGUAUUUAUCCUGUUAAAUUAACAGCAGUGUUUUACAGAUUGUAGUGUGUCUAUCACUGAUUUACAUGUGUUCAGAUAAAGUACACAAAAUACAUUUGUAAAACAUGAUACGUUUAUUGGAAAUCAAGAAUCCUUGCAGAAUAGUUCCUACAAAAUCUCACGAGAACUUUUAAGUUUUGUUACAAAAGAUGGUACCUGCACAUGUUCAUGAACUUUAUUUAAAAUACAUGUAAUAUGUGGUUUCAGAUUUAUUUUAUAGUAUCUGUUUUUAGUGAGGUGAAAGUUGUAAAACAGACAACACAGGAAAAAACAUUACUUGCAUCUUCAGGUUGUUUUAAUGAUGUAUAUUUGUUAUUUGGUAUUUGCACGAAAUUAAAUAUAUAGUUCUGCA